UCCUUCUGAGAGAGUAGGAGGUGUGUCUCAUGGAUUGUGCCCACCAAUAGACGGUGAGCGCCGUUUCAGGUUCCCAGUCGUUUUCCAGACAGCUCGCCUUUGACCGUUGUACGGACUGACACGUACCCAACUCUUUACGGUUGUUAAAUAACCCCUUUGGAUAGGAAACAGAAGAGUAUUUUCUGUCCAAAUAUCACAUUUCCCCCCUCAUAACCGAGUUGGAAACAUGGAGGCAGGGACCUGCGAUAAUGCUGCUGCAGGUGCUCCUUUCGUUGAGAAGUCCUCCGGACAUGGAGACUCUUCAGGGGGCAGUGAUGAAGAGAAAAGGACCAUGCAGAGAGCUGCAGCAGCGGGGGUGGUGGAAUGUGGAAGCAGGAUGAAACGUCUGUUUGGGUUUGAGAGGGAGGACCUGUCCUCCUGGCAUCGCCUGGUGUGUCUUCUAAAUCGCCCCGCUGACCCAGCUUCACUGGGCAUCUUCCGCUUCUUAUUUGGAAUGGUAAUGGCAAUAGACAUCACACAGGAGCGAGGCCUCAGCCACCUGGACUACAAGUACCUGGAUGGGGCUCCUGUGUGCCGUUUCCCUCUAUUAAAUUUCCUGCAGCCGCUGCCUCUGGAUUACAUGUACCUGGUCUAUGUAGUGAUGUUCUUUGGGGCCAUAGGAAUAAUGCUGGGAUGUUUCUAUCGCCUCGCCUGUCUCAUGUUCAUAUCCACCUACUGGUAUGUCUUCUUCCUGGACAAAACCACAUGGAACAACCACUCUUACCUCUAUGGCCUCAUUGGCUUCCAGCUCACAAUCAUGGAUGCCAACAGAUACUGGUCAAUAGAUGGAUUACGGAGUCCAAAGAAAAGAAAUGCCCAAGUGCCGCUUUGGAACUAUACUCUUCUGAGGUCACAGAUUUUCAUAGUAUAUUUCAUUGCUGGAAUCAAAAAAUUGGAUGCAGACUGGGUUGAGGGAUAUUCCAUGUCAUACUUGGCACACCACUGGCUUUUUGACCCUUUCAGGAUGAUUCUGCCUAAUGAAAUGGUGAGCCUGCUGGUGGUGCAUGGAGGUGGCCUUUGUCUGGAUCUGUCGGCCGGCUACCUGCUGUUUUUCGAUGCCACGCGUCCCUAUGGCAUUUUCUUUGUCAGCUACUUUCACUGUAUGAACUCACAACUCUUCAACAUCGGUAUGUUUUCCUACACCAUGCUGGCCACAAGUCCUCUCUUCUGCUAUCCAGACUGGCCCAGGCGCUUCUUCGCCCACUUCCCAUGUUUCCUCAGGCCUGUGCUGCCGCUCACUACUCCUCCCCCACAGCCCAGCACUUCCUGUGUCUACCCAGAGAUCCGGAACACCUGUACAGGAGCACAGGAAAACAUAUCUGCCUGCAAGACCUCCAAAACCCGCUUUAAACACAAGCUGGCAACCCUUUUCUCCAUUCUGUACCUGACUGAACAGUUUUUCCUGCCAUACUCCCACUUUAUCACACAGGGUUAUAACAACUGGACCAAUGGCCUUUAUGGGUACUCCUGGGACAUGAUGGUUCACUCCCGCUCCCACCAACAUGUCAAGAUCACCUACAGAGAUGGAAAAACUGGAGUGGUUGGAUACCUCAACCCUGGGGUGUUCACUCAGAGCCGGCGGUGGAAGGACCAUGGGGACAUGUUGAAGCAGUACGCCACCUGUUUGAGCCACCACCUGCCUCACUACAACAUCUCUGACCCAGAGAUCUAUUUCGACAUCUGGGUGUCCAUCAAUGAACGUUUCCAACAACGGAUCUUUGACCCACGUGUGGAUAUUGUGAAGGCAGACUGGUCACCAUUCCGCCCAAAUCCCUGGCUAAUGCCUCUACUGGUGGACCUGUCUCCAUGGAGGACCAAGUUUCAGGAGAUUGAGGGUUCACUGGACAACCAGACGGAGAUAGUCUUCAUAGCAGACUUCCCAGGUCUCCACCUGGAGAACUAUGUCAGUGAGGACCUGGGCAACACCAGUGUUCAGGUUCUGCAGGGUCAACUGAAUGUUGAGAUAGUAGAUGAGAAGAAGAACUACACACUCCAGCCUGGAGAGAAGAAACAGCUUCCUGCUGGGGCCUACCAUAAAGUAUACACAGUGUCUGAGGGGCCGUCCUGCUACAUGUACAUCUACGUCAACACCACUGAAGCAGCCCUGCAGAGGAACUUCACUAAGCUGUUUGAACUUCAGGAGCGGGUCCGCAACGGAACAGAAACAGAGCCCCUGCCUCCAGAGCUCCAGCCACUCAUCACUGGAGAAAAUGAUGAGGGGUCAGAGGUCAGCGUGACGGAUCCCAUCGUACGUCUGUUUCUGAAGCGACAGCAAAGAAUGAAGGAAGUGAAGAAGCGCAGGGAAGCGAAUGUGUUCGAAAGGUUGAACCGGUUUGCUGUGAAAAAGUACUACAUGUACCGCCGGACGUUCCUGAUGACAGCCAUUGCUAUGCGUAACCUGGCAGUGGGUCUUCCUCCUCUGGAUCAGCUGACUAGGGAAGUGGCUUUCGCCAACAUGAAGGACCCCGAGGCCAACCAGGACCUCAAGGAUGAAGUCGGCCAUGAUGAGCUCUAGGGUUAUUGUGUGUGUGUGUGUGUGUGUGUGUGUGUGUGUGUGUGUGUGUGUGUGUGUGUGUGUGUGUGAGUACUUGGAGUAAUUGAACUACUGUGUUUGAAUGACUCGGAGAAGGCGAUAAACUGUUACUACACUGGGCCCAACCCAGAAUUUAAAUUGUAUUUUUAUUACAAUGGUUUUAAAACAUUUGAAAAGUGAAAGAAAAAGUUAAAAAAAAUCUGUGAAGCUUGCUUUUAAUUUCUAUGUUUUGAAAUGGCGUGGGUACAGAUUUCUGUUUUAGGACUAAAUUACCUGGUUUACUAGAGACGACAUUGUUCAAAAUCAACCAUUAUUCCUAUGGUGUUUGAAGUCAUGCAUACUUUGCUUUUUUGUUACAUUUUUCCAAAGUGUUGUGUUAUUUGAAUGACUGAAGUUAAAUCCAAUGUUCACAUUCCCAGGUUUCUAUUUGUUAUGCCAGGUUCAGGGGUCUUGUUUUCCAUUGAGGGGAGGGCAAUACCACUCAGUGGUGGAGCAUUACAUUCUGUGCUAGCUAUACUGUCUGACCAAAUGUGAUGACACUUAUAUGAAACCUAGGGUAACAAAUACACACUGUCACAAUAAAGGGCCAUUUUGAUAUUGAACACUUUUCCUGUGUAAUUCAGUUUUUUUUCUUUUAUAAUAAAAAAGGUUACAUACCCUAAACAAUUA
Messenger RNA from Esox lucius (northern pike), 3241 nucleotides. RefSeq names its product gamma-glutamyl carboxylase (gene ggcx). Gene Ontology annotation, molecular function: vitamin binding; gamma-glutamyl carboxylase activity. Gene Ontology annotation, biological process: peptidyl-glutamic acid carboxylation. The transcript has 15 exons. The coding region runs from base 227 to 2554 and encodes 775 amino acids. The record is from RefSeq and is a predicted model, not a curated record. NCBI's taxonomy places the organism in Eukaryota, Metazoa, Chordata, Actinopteri, Esociformes, Esocidae.